Molecule: messenger RNA, 642 nt
Organism: Penicillium crustosum
Lineage: Eukaryota; Fungi; Ascomycota; Eurotiomycetes; Eurotiales; Aspergillaceae
Exons: 1
Coding region: 1-642 (213 amino acids)
Source: RefSeq, a predicted model, not a curated record
AUGCUACAAUCUGUGGUAUUUGCCAACAUACCGCAGCUUGCGGUUACAAUAUGCUACUACUGCUACAACGCGGUACUGACUAGUAUGCUAGCUGCUGCUGAGUAUAGCUCCUACGGAAUCGAACGCAAGGUGCUCCGUGUCACUUGGCCUGUCAAGAGUAGCCAACAGCGAUCGACAUAUUGGCUCAGAAUUCCGUACUGCUACAGCGUGCCUGUUCUUCUCCUAUACAUGACCCUCCACUGGACAAUUUCCCAAUCAAUCUUCUAUCUGGAGAAAGUUACAUACACAGCGCUCGACCGAGAAUUAUGGAGUACCAGUAGUCUAGGCUACUCCUCUACUUUGAUCCUCUUUUCGGUCUUAGUCGGGGUUGUUAUGAUACUUACAUUGUGUAUAUUGAGACUCAGGCGACUCAAGUCAAACGCCCCAUUAGCGGCAUCUUGUUCUGCUGCCAUCAGUGCCGCCUGUCAUCCACCCACCCAUGAGAACCUAGAUGUUGCAAUCCGGGGAAAAUUGAAGUGGGGUCAGACCACUAGCCUGCCGGUCGAGUCGAUCAACUCCGAAGGGGAUGAACUGGGAAAGGGACACUGCAGCUUCACGUCAUCGGGCACCGUGGAGCCCACUCUAACGAAGCGAUACGCUUGA